Brassica napus (rape) is the source of this 1572-nucleotide messenger RNA. RefSeq lists its product as uncharacterized. The transcript has 2 exons. The record is from RefSeq and is a predicted model, not a curated record. The coding region runs from base 1 to 1572 and encodes 523 amino acids. NCBI's taxonomy places the organism in Eukaryota, Viridiplantae, Streptophyta, Magnoliopsida, Brassicales, Brassicaceae.
AUGGAAGCAGGGCAAUUGGAAGAGUUACCUAGCCAUGGGAAUGGCUUUACUUGGGGAGGUAAAAGAAACAACUGUUGGAUUCAGUCAAGAUUGGACAGAUGCUUUGGAAAUAAGGAAUGGUUCAGGCAGUUCCCUUGUGCUAACCAAUCUUUCUUGGAUAAAAGAGGGUCUGAUCAUCGGCCAGUGUUAAUCAACUUUAUUGAAGCUCAAGAAUCCUACAGAGGCUCGUUCAAGUUUGAUAGAAGAUUGUUAGAAAUAGAAGGCAUUAAGGAUAAUGUGAUCAAUGCUUGGGAUUUUGGAGGCAAUAAUGGUGUUGCAACUGUUUCUUCAAGAUUGAGAGCCUGCAGAAAGGUGUUGAGUGGGUUAAAGAAGCAAGUCAACAUGAAUUCAAGGGAUCGAAUCCAACAAGCUGAGGUUGCUUUAGAAAGAGAACAAUCUUCAAAUCAGCCGUCAGUGGAGCAUAUUAACGUUCUGAAAAGGGAGCUUGUGAGAGCCUACAGAGAUGAAGAGAUAUACUGGAGGCAAAAAAGCAAAGAGAAGUGGCUAAGGGGUGGUGAUAGAAAUACAAGAUUCUUUCACAAUUCGGUGAAAAUGGCACGGGCUAGAAACACUAUAGAUAAACUGAUCAAUGAGGAAGGAGUUGAAGUGUUCUCAGAGGCUGCAAAGGGUGAAGUGGCGGUACAAUAUUUCUCAAACUUAUUCAAGUCUUCUAAUCCAACUUCUUUUGGAACAUGGUUUCAAGGCAUGAGGACCAGAGUAACAACAAAUAUGAAUCAUGAGCUUACGAAGCCUGUAUCAGAUCUUGAGGUCAAACAAGAUGUGUUCGCAUUGAUCCUUCAAAAGCACCGGGGCCUGAUGAUCUCACUGAAGCCAUGGAUGCCGGAGCUGAUAUCUCCAACACAAUCAGCUUUUGUCUCAGAGAGGAUCAUAUCAGAUAACAUUACCGUAGCACACGAGGUGAUUCAUUCUCUAGGUUCUCAAGAUCCAUUUGCAUCAGAAGAUAUGAUGGUCAAGACAGAUAUGUCCAAGGCCUAUGACCGGGUGAAAUGGAGCUAUCUGAGAGCACUUCUCGAAGCUAUGGAAUUUGACGCUAAGUGGAUUAACUGGAUUCUGAUGUGUGUAUCCUCAGUCACUUUUUCUGUCCUAAUAAAUGAUCAGCCUCAUGGUUUAAUCACGCCCCAGAGAGGACUUAGACAGGGAGAUCCCCUGUCUCCUUUUUUGUUUUUUCUCUGCGCUGAAGGACUAACCCAUCUAUUACACAAAGCUGAAGAGGAAGGAAGUAUUACAGGGAUAAAAUAUGGUAGGAGUGGUCCAACGGUGAAUCAUCUGAUGUUUGCAGAUGAUUGUUUAUUCGUAUGCAAGGCGAAUGAAGAUCAGAGUGGGGCUUUAAUGAGGAUACUAAAGAGAUAUGGAGAUGUAACAGGGCAAGUGAUAAAUUCGGAGAAAUCCUCAAUAACUUUUGGGAAGAAGAUAAAGGAGGAGGAGAAAAUCAAAGUGAAGCGAAUGAUGGGUAUUGAUGCUGAAGGGGGAAAUGCGAAAUACCUUGGGCUACCUGAGAGCUUAAAAGGAUAA